Messenger RNA from Tachysurus vachellii, 1214 nucleotides. RefSeq lists its product as uncharacterized. Bases 145 to 1041 code for a protein of 298 amino acids. The transcript has 7 exons. The record is from RefSeq and is a predicted model, not a curated record. Lineage: Eukaryota; Metazoa; Chordata; Actinopteri; Siluriformes; Bagridae.
AUGUACCAAAGUCUUCCUUCCACCUCAGUACGGAAACGUUCAAUUAUUAUUAUUAUUUCUCACGACAGAGGAAAUCUUCAUGGAAGCUUAAUGUUCAGGACGAUAUUUAUUAUUGUGCUUUAGUGAGGGUGGUGUUUCUGCACUAUGGCUCGAUGGCAACCUGUCACAAACCUGAGGAGUCGAAUUAUACACCAUCCGCCUGUGACUGUUUUUUUCAUGUGCCUGGUGGUCCUAGCUGGAGCUUUCAUAAGCAUUGGGAUAUACUCACAAAACCAUGACAUGAAGAACCCAGACAUCGUCAUGGACUGGAACCAGAUGUUGGCUUCGCUGGCAAAGCUGAAGUUCUGCAGUCAGUUAAAUGAUUCAGAUCUUUUAAACGAGAAGCCGGAUAUAAAUUCACCUCCGCUGUUAACUCAUGCAGAUGAACUGAUCAACAGCACUCAACAAAAACAUGAAGUUAUUAGCAAGUUACUUCUAGUGCCUCUAAUGCAUGUUGGAGAUCACCUAGAUCACAGCAGCAUUAGUGCCACAUUACUGGGAAGCCAGUUAGGCCUGAGAGAAUCUGCUGGGAAACAGUUGUUGAAUAUAACACUGUUCUUGGAUAUACAGACACAUUCAUCAACCACUGAUUCUGCACUUAUCCAAAAGCUUUCGAACAUGCAAACAAGGCCCCGGGCUUACGAGUCUUGUCUGAUGAUUACCGCUCCGAGUCACAUUCUGCCUCAAACUCCGUCACCACCACGAUGUCCUUCUGAUAAAAUACAGGAGAAUAACAUAUCUCCUGUAAGUACACAUGCUGUACAAUCAAUUACGAAGAGCUCAAACACACCGUCAUGCCUCAGCUUGGAGUUCACUCCUGACCCCAAACUGACCGUCCUACUCACUCAGGAUGAAAAAAUUCUUGCUAGAUAUCACCUGCUGUUGGUCAGCAUUGCACUGGUGUCUCUCUGCAUCACAAUGUGUCUUUUGGGAACACUUACCUUCUCCAAGCCUGGUCGUCACCUUUCACAUGAUCCUCAAAAGGAAACUCUGCUGGGGUGAUGAGGAAGAGAACUGCAUCAAUAGCAGUGCACAUGGUUUACUGCUUAUCAAUCAUGUAAAAGUCCAUUUAUGUUAAACAUCUGUGAACAAAAUAUAAAGUCCUUGUAUUUGCUGUGAAGCUGGUGAAGUAUACAUUAAAUAUUAAACUGGGUGUAAUCAGUUUAUCUUCUCUG